This is a messenger RNA of Microthlaspi erraticum, 393 nucleotides long. NCBI's taxonomy places the organism in Eukaryota, Viridiplantae, Streptophyta, Magnoliopsida, Brassicales, Brassicaceae. The record is from the annotation of a GenBank genome assembly.
AUGACUAUUGGUCAGAUGUUUACCAAGCUUGAUGAUCUCAAACCCUUCAAGUCGACCUGGAGGGUGCGUGUCAAAGUCCUACACAGCUGGAGACAAUACGUUGGCCAGGCCGGUGAGACGAUGGAGUUUGUCUUGGCUGAUGAACAUGGUGGAAAAAUACAUGCUGCAGCGAAGAAGAAGGACAUAGGCAGGAUCUCCAAGGAUUUGAAAGUUGGCGAAUGGAGAGUCCUUGACAAUUUCCAGGUUGCUCAUGCAACGGGUCAGUUCCGUCCUACAAACAGCAAAUGGAAGAUGACGAUGACAUUGAACACGAAAGUAAGCACCUGCUCGGUUAAAAACGACAGCCAGUUUCUUGAACUGAUUCCUAUUCGGACUAUUUCGAUGGUGGUCUGA